CUCCUCCUCUUCCGACUUCUCCCGAGAGCGCCGCCGCCAGAAGACACCAGGCAGGUCACCGAUCGGGCAGUAGGAAGCGGUCGUCGGCCGACGGCCGGCCUGGCUCCCGUCCGCCCUUCCUCAGCGCUUCGGGUUCCGUCGGGAGCACCACUUCUCGCUAAUCACCUGACGUGGUAGGAGUCCAGCUGAGCUCCAUGGCUGCUUUCUGGUUGGUGGAGUUGUUAAUGCUAGUCGUCACUGCUGUCUGGGUACUUCGUACAUGGAGUGCCCGAAGAAGGUUGGGCAAGAAGGCUCGGCAGGCAACGGCGCACACUUACCCGCCGGGGCUGGAGCCGUACCCGCUGAUCGGCCACAUGCCGCAGCUGAUGGCGAACCGGCACCGCGUGCUGGACUGGAUGACCGAGGCCCUCGCGCGCCAGCCCACGUGCACGUUCGUGCUGCACCGGCCAGGCGGCCUGCGGGGCGCCAUCACCGCGAACCCGGCGAACGUGGAGCACUUCCUCCGCGCCACCUUCGACAACUACCCCAAGGGCCCCCGGGUCGUGUCCAUGAUGCACGACUUCCUGGGGCGGGGCAUCUUCAACGCCGACGGCGAGGCCUGGCGCGCGCAGCGGAAGGUGGCCAGCUACGAGUUCAACACGCGCUCGCUCCGCGCCUUCGUGGCGCGCUGCGUGCACGACGAGCUGCACGGCCGCCUCCUCCCGCUGCUGCGCCGCGCCGCGGCGUCGGGCGCCGGCCUCGACCUCCAGGACGUGCUGGAGCGGUUCGCGUUCGACAACAUCUGCCGCGUCGCCUUCGACCACGACUCGCGCCAGCUCCCGGUCGACGGCGAUGGCGGCACGGCCGCCGACGGCAGCUUCGCCGACGCGUUCCGCGACGCUGCGAAUCUCAGCGCGGGCCGGUUCCGCUACGCCAUCCCGGGGUUCUGGAAGAUCAAGAGGGCGCUGAACGUGGGGUCCGAGCGCCGGCUGCGCGAGUCCGUCGUCAUGGUGCACGACUUCGCCGACCGCAUAAUCCAGUCGCGCCGGGAGGAGAUGCUGAGGGACGGCUUCGAGAAGCACGACCUCCUGUCGCGGUUCAUGGCGAGCCAGGACGAGACCUACUCCGAGGCCAAGGGCCCCCUCCGCGACGUCGUGACCAGCUUCCUCCUCGCGGGGCGGGAGACCACGUCCUCGGCCCUCACCUGGUUCUUCUGGCUGCUCUCCUCGCGGCCGGACGUGCAGCGCCACAUCCGCGACGAGAUCGCCGGGGUGCGCGCCCGCCGUUCGCAGGGCGACCUCCAUGGCACCGUGGGGUUCGACCUGGACGAGCUGCGGGAGAUGCACUACGUGCACGCGGCGAUCACGGAGUCGAUGCGGCUGUACCCUCCGGUGCCUGCGAACUCGCUGCACGUGCUGGCGGACGACGUCCUGCCCGACGGCACGGCCGUGCAGGCCGGGUGGUUCGUGGGGUACAACCUGUACGCGAUGGGGCGGAUGGAGUCGGUCUGGGGCGAGGACGCGCGGGAGUACAGGCCAGAGCGGUGGCUGAACCACGCCGACGGGACGUUCCGGCCCGAGAGCCCGUUCCGGUUCGUGGCGUUCCACGCGGGGCCGAGGCUGUGCCUGGGCAAGGAGAUGGCCUACAUCCAGAUGAAGUCCAUCGUGGCGGGCGUGCUGGAGGAGCUCGACGUGGCCGUCGACGGCGCGUACCGCCCCCGGCAGGUACCGUCGCUGACGCUGCGGAUGGCGGGCGGGCUCCCCGUGACCGUGAAGCCGAGACGGGACUGACGAGCUGCUGCUACGACUUCCAAAGCCUCUGCGCCAGGUUAAGCCUUCAGGAAAACAGCAGCCAAGCAGAGCAGGAGCAGGAGGAAGCGAAGGGGAAGUUUCAUCUACUGCCGCUUUUUAUUUACUCCUGGAUUAGUUGUAGCCUGCUGGGUACUUCAAAAUAAGGGGAUCUAUUUGACCCAGACAUCUGCAAGAUCCCAGGAUCUACUCAAACUCUUGUUGUCAAUUCUGCUAUAGGAACAAGGGAUGUUAAACCGGGUGCAGGUUGUGGUGCUGACUGGCCGAGUGCUGCUCAAGGCUAUGCUCAUCCCCCCGUCGAGACCGCAAGUCAAGCAGACAAUGCCGCAGGCAGCACUAGUUACAGGAAGCCCGGCGAUGACAUGCGCGGGAGCUGCGCGAGUCAUGGGCUGAGCACCGGCGAGCCUCGAAGCCGAUGCGCUGGUGCCCGGGCGACACAGUGGCCGGCCGCGAUAGGGUAGCAGACAGCGAGGACACUGGCAACCUGGCGGCCUUGCCGCGGAGCGCAACGCCGGGUGGAUAGGGAUUAGGGACGGAAAUUACGUCGUCGCUGUGCGGGGGCCGCCGGCCCGCAGCUGAGGACGCCGAGCGCGGCGGCGGUGCUGGUCUGACUGGUCAGUAUCCACCCCGGACGGUAUUUCAUUUACCGUCCGGGCCCGAGGUCAUCUGAACCGUUGGAUCCGUACAGAGCGGCCACGAUGCAGCCUGGCGGCUUCAUAUGUGUGGGAGCGGUUUCUGGGCCUCGAGGAAGCCCAGUUACAGGAGCCUGCUCUUUCCUGCGGCCCACAGCCAACACGACGAAGAGCUGAGAGCAUCCGGGCCCAGGUGGUCAGGUGGACUCCGGCCUCCG
Molecule: messenger RNA, 2637 nt
Organism: Panicum hallii
Lineage: Eukaryota; Viridiplantae; Streptophyta; Magnoliopsida; Poales; Poaceae
Product: cytochrome P450 94B3-like
Exons: 2
Coding region: 195-1769 (524 amino acids)
Molecular function (GO): oxidoreductase activity, acting on paired donors, with incorporation or reduction of molecular oxygen; monooxygenase activity; heme binding
Source: RefSeq, a predicted model, not a curated record